AUGGACGACCUCAAAAUUUCGACCUUAGAGGCAGCCGGCGUGCCCGGCGAAAACCUUGCAACGAUUGCUUCGGCACUGGAGCCUCCACUGGCACCCCCUCCCCCGCUGGCCCCGCCACCCCCGGCGGCGGCACAGCGGCCGCCUUCACCAGCGAGCAGCAUAAGCAGCGUGGAAAGCGGCAGCAAUGCCGGUGGGCCUUCCGACAGGCCUCCCGCGCCGCCGUUGCCCGCCGUGGAACCUGCCACUCUGUCCAGUCAACCGAACGGCGAGCAGCAGUACAGCUUAAAGUGGAACGACUAUCAAUCGAGCAUCCUCAGCUCCUUCAGGCACCUGAGGGAUGAAGAGGAUUUCGUUGAUGUCACUCUGGCCUGUGAUGGUUGCUCUUUCACUGCCCACAAAGUUGUGCUGUCCGCUUGCAGUCCAUAUUUUAAGAGACUGCUGAAGGCAAAUCCAUGCCAGCAUCCAAUAGUGAUUCUCAGAGAUGUCAAGAGGAAGGACAUUGAAGCGCUGCUACGGUUUAUGUACAACGGUGAAGUCAAUAUUGGCCAGGAACAGCUCAAUGACUUCCUCAAGACUGCUCAGAUGUUACAUGUUAGAGGCCUUGCUGAUGUCCCAGAGAGAGAUUCUCACCGACUGUCUAUGGGUUCAGAUCAGAUUGGAUGGAGUACAAACACUUUGAAUUCAAGUGCUCGUGAUGAUGGGGCUGUGUCACCACCUCCAUUGAAAAGGUCUAGGGGAGACAGAUAUUCAGACCUUCAAGGCCAAAUCAACAGCCAGGGUGAUCAUCACAGGGAAUCUUUAUUAAGCCAAGCUCUUGAGGGCGGUCAUCCUUUAAGUGUCCAAAUACAUUCUGGAGACGAGAGCAAUGCCAGUGAUUCUGCCUCUGAUAAACUCGAGAUUACAAACAAUGGUCGGAGUAGCAGUAGUCGUAGGGAUGAGCGGGAUGCUAUUCCCAAGUCGGAGCCAUCAGAAUACGGAGAAGAUCUUGGUGAAGGCGUGGAUCAAUACAGGGGGGAAAGGAGCAUUUACCAGUCUGGCUUGCUUGCUAUGAGAGGACUUACUGAUUUGCUGCCUGGACCUGGGACGUCGCAAGACAUCGGAAGCUUUGUUGGCAGAAGAGGCGGCAUCGACAUGACGAGAGUGCGAGCCACUGAUCCCCGGCCAUGUCCUAAGUGCGGCAAAAUCUACCGGUCGGCGCACACGCUGCGAACGCACCUCGAGGACAAGCACACCAUCUGUCCGGGGUAUCGAUGUGUGCUGUGCGGCACUGUGGCCAAGUCGCGGAACUCGCUGCACAGCCAUAUGAGCCGCCAGCACCGCGGCAUCAGCACCAAGGACCUGCCGGUUCUGCCAAUGCCGGCGCCUUUCGAUCCGGAUCUGGCGUCACGUUUGCUGGCCAAGGCCGGCGUGCGCGUGUCGCCCGCUGAGCUGGCCGCGCGCGCCUCGCCCACCGGGCCGCGUCGUUCAGACAUCAGGCUCGACCUGAAGCACGCGUCCAACAAUGACCGCGGCUACGAGGGCAGACACCAUUCUGGCGCGCCGUCCGAGAGCAGCAUGUGCGGCGAGGACCCCGAGGACCUGAGCGUGACUAACUCGCGCUUUGACGCACUCUCUCCGCCCAACUCGAACGCACUACUUAAGCAGAAGGCAGCUUUGCUGGCGGCGGCUGCCGUGAGUGGCAACAGAUCUCACUUGGAUGCCAUAGCACAGUCGAUGAGCCGGGACGCCCUAGCGGCCGCGGCCACCUCCACGCCAAACUCCUCCACUGGCAGUGCACUCAUCGACACUUACCUGCAGAUGAUUGCCGAGAGCAGUGCGCUCGGCAUGACGCCCGAGCAGAUGAUGGUGGCGCGCACCGAGGCCUUACGAAAAGUAGCCCGUCCCCAGGAUGACAGUGGUGGUCAGGCCAGGAAAGAGCGAGACAUGCAAAGGGUGCAUCAGCAGCAGCAGCUGCAUCAGCAGCAACAUCACCGCAGCAGCAAGGAGCGCCACAGGGCGGCCGGUGGCCGCCAGGGUGAGUCGUCUGGCGAUGAGUCAGACGACUUCAGUGACGACGAGGACAGAGGCAAGUGAGCCGCCGCCGCCGCUACCACUACAGCAACCACCAUCACCAGAAACAUCUUUACCUCAGCCUAAGUGUAAGCCAAGCAAGAACAGCAGUUGUUCAAAUACUACCUCUUUAUUUCCAACUAUACUAUCGCCAACACCUUCUCAAGAGCAAAAGGUAAAAAUUUUUUGAUGCGGGUAUAAUAACUUAGGCUAAUCAAUAUUGGAAGCAUUUUUGUUAUUUAUGCUUUAAUUAACUCAUCUACCUCAUUGACACAAAGACACUGUUCUCAUUUUGACUACCGAAAGAAAGGAAGAAGGAAUAGAAUUUAAAUUGCGAGAAUAUGAUUUAUAUGAAUUAAGGCGACACACUAAAUUUACCAGUAAAGUUAAUGUGUACAAUGCCCAGAACAAAGUUGAGUUUAACUAUAGUUAAAGCCAUUAAAUUGAUGUUCUGUCCCAUCUAUAUGACAGAAGAGGAGAAGAUGAAGAUGAUAAAACUUAUUGUGUUAUUUAUUAUUUAAGGCCACAGGAGAUGCUUAAACGCGCUGAGUCUUCUCCUUCCAAUAAUGUGCUUUGUUAAUUAUAUAAAUAAUUAUAACGUGGACUUGAAAUGUGACACAUGGAAAUAAGAGGAACUUUGCAUCCCGCCCCUGUGCUACUCAAAUUAAUAUUGAGCCUCAUCCCACCCCGCCCACCCCACCCAUCCGCCCCUAAUUGAGUGGCAAAGUCCAGUUAUAUCGUUGAAAUCUUGCCACGCGAAAGUUUUCCCCUGAAAUUGUUAGCCUAAAAGUGUUUGAAAUUGAUGAUUAAUUGACCGCUCCUAUGGAAUGGAAAUAUUAUAAAAGGACAAAUUGGUGUUGUUAAUUUUUAAGUCUUAUGUGAAACGAUGGUGUCAUGACAAAUUUGAAAUUAACGCUGUAACGCAUGAGUUUCGUUUCCGGGAGUUAGAGAUGAUUGGGGGAAAACGUGGUUGACACUGACCCAUGAAAACCUCAUCAAGGUUCCUAUAGGUGUAUUCAAUUAUUGAUGAAUGCUAACAAACAAACACUGUGAAAUAUUUUUCUUAUAUUACAAGGAGUUGCAUUAUUUACGCAAGUAUAAGAGGAAUAUUUAUUCUGGCUAGAUUAUCUUGCAGAAAACCACCUCACCUGUUAAUUCAAUGGUUCCUAAAGUGACAAGCAUGUCCAAAAAUUCAUUCAAAACCAAACCACACCCACCCACCAGAAAUCCAAAACGCCCAUGCAAAGACAUGCAAACCGACCUGUUGUAUCGUGUCAACAGACUGAACAGAGAGUUACAAUUUAUUAAGGAAUUUGCUAUAGCUGAAAUCAAAUUAUGAAACUAUAAAUCUGACUACGAAAAACUUAGGUAACCUCGUUGUCCACUCAAGCCUUAAAUUUGACCCAUUCGCUAAGCGGGAGACUUGAAAAAGCAAAAGAGAGAGAGAGAGUAACGAAAAACAUUGAAAAUAGAUGCAGUGUCGUUCGCUAAAAUUGUAUUAGUUUACCAACUAAACUGAAGCUUCCGUAAUUGAUAUCGAAUGAGAGUUAUAUUUUUAUUGUUGUGUUCUUCGAUAUUGAUAUACGAGCUUGGUGAAGCAAAAUACCUCAAUCGUGCAGUUCCAUAGGAUAAUGUAACCAACUUGCGAUCGCGCAAGCUGUCCCAACCCUAACAAAGUACAAAUCUUUACCUUAAAUGUUAAAAACAUGCAUCGUCACUGCAGGACGUUAAACUCAAAUACUACACACUAAUACAGACAAACACUACUUGGACGAUCUAUCCACUGAGAAAGAGUAAUAACCUGAUUUAGUCAUCUUGAAUCAAAAGCUAGGGCCAAGUGGGCUUGAAUCAAUCUUUUCACUCGCGCAUCUUUUGCAUCUUCUGAUAUUUGAAACAGACGACACACAUAUCCUUUACACCGUGCACUCGCUUUGUUGACGUGUAAUUAAAUGGAUUUAACUACAUCAUGAACCAAGGAGACUGUCCAUUUUAUUAUAUAUAGACUCGUUGUAUUGCAUUUAUUUUUAAACACGUUGAAGGGAAAGUGAGUUGUAUUAGUUAUGUUUGUAAGCCAACGGUGCUAAUUGCAAUUGACAUCGCUGAACUCAUCUUAGUCUGAAUGCAUGUUGCUGAAACGCUGAAACAGAAAUUUAUUAACAUUAUAUACUUCAGAUGACUAAUUCAGCCACCGCCAAGUCGAUUUGAAAGUCACAAAAAACAACACUCUCGCUUAAUGUAAUGGAUUGAUUAUUAAUUACCGACCUACUCAGAUAAUUAUCACGCAACAUAUUUUUACACACAAAACAUUCAUACACACACACUCACAUACACCAUUCGAAUCUUAUCAUUUUAAGCGCGGAGCAUUAUUAACAAAAUGCAGGGACUCAAAUUAUAAAAUCAGUAUCAACUCUCUAAUAAUAUUGUUUAAGUCAUAGUGACUGUCGUGAACCAACUACCUCAGGUUGCUUAACUGUCCCAACUCACCGUGUUACUUGGGAGACAUACUUGCCUUCUUUUUUGAAAAGAAAGAAACCGACUCACAUACACAACAGUUUCAUAUUUUACACAACCAAACACAAUAUACAUAUAUAUUAUAUUACUCACCCCAAACAAUAUUAUAUCCCGUGUGUCAACAGUACAACUUUUACACCGUAGAAGUCUCACUUGAAAAUUAAUUCAUCAAUCUUUGUAACGCAUGAUGAGCUUUUUAAAUACCAUGACAGGAAAGUUUUUACUUUAAAAAAGUAAACCUGCAGGGAAAUAUAAAUAAAUAUUUAACGUGUAUAAAUUGAUUGAAGCACACUUGUUGUAUGCCUGGGAAGCCUAAACUUAGAAAGUUUUGUGUGCCCGUGACUGUGUGCACAAAGAGUAAACUACUUCAUUUUGGUCCGAUUCCGCCCUUGUUGCAGUUUACCUUAAUGAAAAUGCGAACGUCGAAAAUCCCAGCUUUUUUAUUUUGAAAAUUUAUUAUUGACCAGAGCUUUAUAAAUGUAACCUUCACCAACACUAGUAUACGAGAACACUAUACAAUAAUGAAAGCAUAUACUAUGAACGGCAGGCGUUUCCGCGGCGGCCCAAAUUCGUAUUUUAGCCGUCCGGGGCGCACACUUUUGUGAUUCCCUCGAUUGCUGAUCAUCUCACGGAAAUUGUGCAAUAUUGGCUGUUUUGAUUGAAGAAGCUGGGAUCUUUUCUUCGUUCAUUGCAGUCCCGCGUACGGACUCUAAAACCAGUAGGGAUCCGACUCUUAAUUGUAGAUUGCUUUUAAAGCUCAAUAAUUAGAUUAUCAACUAUUGGUUUUUCGAUUGCGAUUAUUUGUGUUGAACUAUAUCGUAGAUGUUUAUGAAAUUUAACCCGCGAUUGACGUUUUUACUAUCCUCUUCCCAAACGAUUUUCCUCUUAAAAACAUGAUUAAAUGAAAAUAACUACACACAAAUGGAGACUGAAACAUUUUCAAGAUCAUUAUUUUAUUCAUCAAGGUUUAAUCUCAGGGCUUUUAAGUUCAUUUCGUUGAAACAUGUCUGCUCUGUAAAUAAGUAUGAAGUUGCCCACCUUCGACCGGUUACCCUACAGAAUCCGAAAUCGCAUGAAAUAACUCCCCGUGACUCUAGAACGCUGUGAGGGGAAACACCAAUCGCUCUGCCUUCCGCGUUGAGAAAAAGUUGCUCGAGUCAGACGAAAGAAGCACACCCAAGGUAGUAGGACUAAGAUUGGUGGAAAUUGACGGAAUCGAUUUGAACACCCAAAAGAGAAGCGGAAUGAAAUGCUAAGAGUGUAAAUGAUUAUUUUUGUUUGUUUGCUUUUGUAAUUACGUAGUAAUGAUUAAGAGAAAGAAAUGUUUGUUCGGAAAAGAGUAUGAUUUAAGUGUUCGAACACGCUGGUGCAGAUUGAGCAAAGUAUGGAUAAAAAUUACGUAAAUAUGGUUUGUUACGAAGCAAACUUAUGAAAUUCGCGCGCGAAGAAUUCUUCUAAAAAAAGCAAAAAAAAUACGCUAUUAUGCUAAUAAUUACGUAGUAAUCUAAUGGUAAUAUUAGAAUUAUCAAAAUUUUCGCGAUUAAGGCUAUUAACAAAAUCAAAGAUUGAUUACGUGUUUUAGAUCCUCGGGUGCUUAUAUGCUAUGAUGAUGAAGUUUGUACAGCAAGAUAAGAUGGUUAAAAGCAGAGCAGUUGGAUGGUUGUAAAUAAUAAGGAUUAACGUUAGGAGUUAUUCAAUUAAACUGGAAAUAUACGUUUCCGUCUUUGAGGGCUCGAGGGUGGGUCAGGACGUUGCGAGAAAACCUUACAAGUUGACUAUAUCGAUGACGGGAGUAAACAAAUCCUUCGAGUUUUAUUUAAAUUUGUAUCUAUCAAUAUAGUUUACGGUUAAUUUUUGCAAGUUCAAAAAUCGUUAAUAGAUUAGGCUUACUAUUGAAUUACGCGCGCGCUAUUUCGUUAAGUGACAAUUUAGUCUCGUGUUGUUUCUUUUUUGAGAAAAGGAAUGGAACUUGUGUAUAAAUUUCAGUGUUUUACUUGGAAUUAUAUGCGAUCCAAUCAACACAUCCCAGAAAUCCCUUAAGAGAAGAAGAAUGACAAAUGCUUUGUAAGGAGAGGCACGGCCCUGAACGCAAUCACCUCGGUCGUUUUAAAGGGUGUUAUUGGAAAAGAGCGUAAAGUUUUAAGGAGCAGACUUAACUCUAGGCAUGUUUUCUCAGACACUAAGCAUAUUUACUACUACUUUCGCUACACUAUUGCUAGUACCUCACUCGUUGUACUACCUUAUUCGAUAAUUUGUGCGUUGUCCCACUUGGAAAAUAUAAAAACUUAUUGCGAGAGAGAGAGAGGAAAAUACAUAACACUCACAUGUUAGUGUAUCAUAGAUGGUUAAAAUCACGAAUGAGACGAGUAACUUUUUGCUAACAAGUAAGUGGCGAACUUUUUCGGUGAUUUAGAUAUCGAAUCUUAGAAAAAUUACUCCCCCGGCUGCACAGCUCAUGUAUAAAACCGAAACGUUUUCAAUUUUUCGUUCUGUUCGUGUUCUUGGCACAAUCUGAAGUGCGUUUUCGUUUUUGUUCCCCUACAAAGGUACAUAACAUACAUACACACACACACUCACAGUUUUAACUGUUUUAGGGACAGAAAAUACUACACCUAAUAAACUGCUGAUUCGCGAGCUUAUAAUCACAUGAUAUAUAUGAUUGAAAAAAGGAAACUACAUAAUUAUGAAACUGACUGUACUGCUAGUGCCAUAAAAAUUUUAAUACUGAUGAUGCUGAUGAUGUUAUUACCGUAGAUGUUUUACGUGUAUCCUUUGACGUUAUUAUACUGUGUAAAAGAAGUAAAUUGUUUCUCGGACUGGCAGUGUUGAAUACUAUUUAAACCAAAAAAUGUUGGACAAAUGAUUAAAAUUAACCAUAAUCGUGCAGUUUGCUACAAGAACACUUGAAUGAAAAUACGAAAAGGUUAGCGAGUAAAAUUUCCCUUCUGGAAUGAACUUACGUAAGUAAUAAACAACCUUCUAGCCCUCGCAAUUAUCCAAAAGUGUAAAUGUGGUUCCUCCGCCAUGAGAAUGGGGCCGCCUUAAAUUCCACAAAAUGCUCCAUAGUACGCUGUAGUGAUAGUCGAAAAUCCAAUUUCGCUGUUGAUGGUGCUGACGCCAAAAGAUAUCACUCACAGACCCUCUUUUUCACGUUGUUUUUCCUUUCACAUAUGGGAUUCGUGAUUUGUGUUGAUUUUACAACUCAGGGCAAUUUUAGUUCUUAUUUUUGUAUGUCCUAGGUCUUAUAGUUCUCAGAGUAAUGUUUUUUACGUGGGGGUUUUUUGGCGAAAUUUCCCGCUCUCCGAAUUGUGCACGGAUUGAAACGUGGCAGAAAUCAAAAUAUUUCCUACUAUUGGAGCAUGUGAUAACUAUAUCAGUGCGGAGAACAGGAGAUUGAAAAUCCAUUUUUAGCAAGUUGGCACCUCAAAGUGAAUAUUAUUUGUGUUAGCGUCACGAAAGGCGUCACCGUUGUUAAUUCUGAUCGAGAAGAUUUGUCCCUAUGUUGAUUGAUUUUAUCUUCUUCUUUUUUUAUUUCAAUCGAGAAAUCCUCACUUUCUUUUAAGUUGAGCUUAAUUUUAAAUUCCCUUAUUGUAGUAAAUGUGUGUGAGUGCUUGCAUGUUGUUACCCCAGCAGUCCCCUCUUUUGAAACCGGCAAAACAGACCGGUGAAACGUUAGAAACACAUUUUCACACUGACAUCUAGAUCACAUUAAGCAAAAUCAGAAAUUUUAAAAACCGCACCUUCUACUUAAAACAAAUUUUUCAAACAUUUCGCUUACUUCUCCGCUCGUGCUGCAACUGCUAGCAGGCCGAACGUUAUUUUUUUACUAUGCUGACGAUAGAAAUAUAUUAAGAGAGAAAGAGAGAAAGGCCUGCUGAGCACGUUGCGGGAAGCGGCAAGCCGAUCGGAAAGCGCACAACUUCGCCUGCCCCAGCCCUUCCUACGGGUAUUUAACAUUUACAUCAACGUAGUGCCAAAAGUAACUGUCAGAUUGGUCGGCAAAUUGGCGAGACUGGGCGACGCGGCCCGCCACGCCGCCCUCGAACCUCUGACGCUCGGCCGCUCGGGUUAUAUUUCUUUGGGAGAGCGAGCCGCGCGUCUGGUCGGCGGCGACGGCGGUGCCGACCGCAAAAACCGUACUAUUUUGCUAAGAUGUGAUUUGCUCACUGAUUUGCUGGCUCAACUUAUUCCAAAAAAACGAAGCACGAGACUUCGCUUUGUUUUUGUUUUGACUUUUUGAAUCAAACAACUCAGCUGAUCUCCAUAUUCGAAAUGAACGGAAACAUGAUUAUUGUGAAUUUUCGACAGUGCCGCGCGAGCGCAAUUCGCUCGUUUAUCCCUUGCCCCCCGUUUUUGGGAUCGACAUUGCUCAUUGCGAGUGGAAAUUGUGCGCUCUCCGGUCGGCGCGAAAUGGAGCAGAAGCAUUUUAGCCAGACAGUUCACACGACGCAUCUGGACUUGGGGAUGACAUAGGUCACAUUCUGUACUACUGGGUGUUGAUUGUUUCACAAUCAGAUGUGCCACUAGUCAUCAAAACAAUUUUAAAGCAUGUGUUGAUUUUAUCAAGUCCAGAUCUAAUGAUGACUUUAUAUAGUUUAAAUGAUUUUUGUUGAAUUCAUCUCAAUUCACUAGUCAGUUCCAAUAAUAACGUCUUUUUGUUUUUUUACGAUGAUAAAAUGAUUUAAACAAAAGAAAAUAACGGAAAAUGAAAUGUGUCUUUGCGAAAAGAAAGUUUUAGAAAGAAGUGUGCCCCUUGGGGACGGCGCGCCCCCACAUUGUAUCAUACAUUUUUAUAGGCUGAUGGCGGGCGCGUCGGGCCACACGGGGGCGGACCCCUGUAUGAUAAUUAUAAGAACUGUAUUACUAAUGUUACUACUUUUGUCUCUACUUUCGUGAAACUGCAACAAAAAUAGGUGUAAAAUUAUUGUGAUGUGUUUUUGAGCAAAAAUAAUUAUUGCAAGCAAAACAGAGAACUAUUUGACGGAGCGCGCUCGCUGUGGCGCUCGGUGAAACUGCCGGCUCUCUAUAGAAAUUAUUUUAUAUAUAAUAUUAUAUAAGGAGAGACUAUAUUAGGAGGUAGUGUGAUACAAAUAAAUGUAAUUUGGUAGAGACCCGACAGUUUGAUCGACGCCGGCCAGCGCGGUUGUAUUUGUAAUACAGUUUUUUAUGGUAAAAAAAUGAAAGAAAAAGCAACCUUUUUAUAAAUACGAGACGAAGAAUAGCCAUUUUGACGACGGUUGACAAAGGAUGAAAAGUUUUCUUGAUUUCUUAAUUCCGAGCACUACCGCUGAUGUACCAUCUUGAAUGAAAGAAAAUUGUAAUCACAUCACAGAAAGUUGAAAUUGGAUUGAGAAUAUAUCUGAAACAUGGUUUGAAACAAGGGGGAACGUGUAUGACAUUUUGUAGAACUAUCCACAGUGUAUUGUAAAUAGUUAUACAAUUGAUGAAAAUGGAUGAUGAAAGUAGGUUAAAAUAAAGAGCUCGCCAAGCAA
Molecule: messenger RNA, 10052 nt
Organism: Cloeon dipterum
Lineage: Eukaryota; Metazoa; Arthropoda; Insecta; Ephemeroptera; Baetidae
Product: protein abrupt-like
Exons: 7
Coding region: 1-2073 (690 amino acids)
Biological process (GO): regulation of transcription by RNA polymerase II
Cellular component (GO): nucleus
Molecular function (GO): protein binding
Source: RefSeq, a predicted model, not a curated record